This is a messenger RNA of Salvelinus fontinalis (brook trout), 2920 nucleotides long. RefSeq names its product claudin 7a (gene cldn7a). Gene Ontology annotation, cellular component: plasma membrane; bicellular tight junction. The record is from RefSeq and is a predicted model, not a curated record. Lineage: Eukaryota; Metazoa; Chordata; Actinopteri; Salmoniformes; Salmonidae. The transcript has 4 exons. Bases 423 to 1070 code for a protein of 215 amino acids. Gene Ontology annotation, molecular function: structural molecule activity. Gene Ontology annotation, biological process: cell adhesion; bicellular tight junction assembly.
GGGCGUGACAUAACGGUAACUGCCACCGGAGGAGGGGAUGCGAGAAGAGACCUACGCAUCACCGGGCACGGGACACCUCUUGCGCGCACACCAUCCAGAAUUUAAAUAUUCCGUCCGCACUCUCACUACUACAGUAUUCAAGGCGCGGCUCGAACUAUAACAGAAAACAGGUGGAAAGGAGAUAGACAAGCAAAAACUUUUCACAACUCAGAGAUUGUGUUUACUGAUUCUGCCGCGUAAAAGGAACAUAGGUAGAUAGACCUAAUUGGAAGGAUAACGACAGCAGGUGUAGUGAGAAAGGGUAGGCAGCAAGAUAACUUUAGCCUUUCGACACACGCACCCAAAGGAUUCUUAGUAUUUUCGCCAACAGAAACGUAUUUAUUUAGGAAUCAAAAUAAUCCACAAAAUCUUUUUUUUUCAAGAUGGCAAACUCGGGAAUUCAACUUUUAGGAUUCGCCCUGUCACUCGUCGGUGUUAUUGCACUCAUUGUGGGGACCAUUCUGCCACAGUGGAAGAUGUCUGCGUACAUAGGAGACAACAUCAUUACGGCGGUUGCCAUGUACAAAGGAUUAUGGAUGUCAUGCGCUUUUCAGAGCACAGGGCAGCUCCAAUGUAAAAUAUACGACUCGAUCCUGCAGCUCGACAGUGCUCUCCAGGCCACCCGUGCCCUGAUGAUCGUUGGCAUCAUCGUAUCCAUCGCUGGGCUGGGCGUGGCCACCAUGGGCAUGAAGUGUACCACCUGCGGAGGGAACAACAAAGUGCGCAAGUCUCGGACCGCCAUGACUGGAGGCAUCAUCCUACUGAUUGGAGCUCUGUGUGCAGUAGUGGCCUGUUCGUGGUUCGCUCACAAUGUCAUCCGGGCCUUCUAUAACCCUUAUACUCCUGUCAACACCAAGUUUGAGUUUGGAGCAGCCAUCUUCAUUGCCUGGGGAGGUUCUUUCCUGGACGUGCUGGGGGGAGCCAUGCUGGCAUCUUCCUGCCCCAGGAGUAAAAAGCCGGUGCCCAAAUACCCCGCCAUGAGUGGCGUGAGCGCCCGCUCACCCCCCAGCAGCACCAAGGAGUAUGUGUGAGUGCCCUCUACUGCCGAUAACCGGAAUAACAGAAGCUUGAAUAUGAAAGAGUUUGUACAUGGAGUCGAACGUGACUAGUCUGUUGUACUUUUGGGGCGAAAUUUUUGUGUCGCAAAAGAGCACAGAUAUGUAUAAGAAAUACCGUAAACUUCAUUAUAUUCUGGCACCGUGAUUUAAUCUGAAACUUUUCUUCAACAAUGUGUAUUAAGGAUGCUGUUAUUUAACUAGAGUUUCGUAAACUGAGCAAUGCAUAAAGAGUAACGCAUGAGUUUCAAAUUAAACCAGCUGCCAGAUUAUGAGAUUUACUGUAUUUUUUUGUUGCACAGAUCUGUGCUCUUUUGGACAGCGUAAAUGUUGCCCAUGAAGUUUGCAUUUGGGGGGCAUAUCGGGAUAGUAUGACAGGAUGACAAAAAAAGAAAGAAUUACUGGAUGUGAAUAUAGUUUUACAGAGCAGACCGCCCGACCCCCACCCCAACAAGACUCUAUCAUGCAGUAGUUUGUUUUUGAGUGACGUCUCUCACCCCCUCCCAACAUUCCACAAUUGUUUAUGAAUUUAUGAGUGGGCCUCACAAAUACACUGUAAUUGGUUAUUGGAUGCGCCUUAUAUUAACAGACCAUGUCUUAGGGUGUAUGUUCUCGUAUUACACACACACACACACACACACACACACACACACACACACACUUCUCGUAUUACAGCCAAGAUGCAGUAUCAUGGCAAACACUCUCACCCCCCUGUAAGAAACACUGUGCAUUUAAUUUAGCAUUUCCAUUGUAAUUGAAGGUAAUAAAUUAAACUCGGUGUGGCGCUAAGGGCAUACUUUUGGCAUACUCAGGGGAUAGCUAUGUAUGUAUAAUAGCAAAAGGGACUAGCGCGCCACCAGUUCUUUUACAAUGGAGUUUUCUGUCGACACAACUGUCUCCAAUGGCGUUCCACUUUCAAGCCAAGUGUUGACAUCACACUAGUUGUGAGUGACUGCAUACACUAUGGUGAAUCCCCGAGCAAUUCACUACUGCACUCCAAAAGGGAGAGGGCUUUUCAUACAGGCCUGCAAUAUACUCUAUCCCAUUAUAAAUUAUCUUUCGCCACAGUCAUUCUUAACAGGUGCCUUGACUAUUACUAUUACAUAGGAGUGGUUGUUUUUAUUACUGUAAUACACAAUAUAUAUUAUUAUCAUCAAACAGGUUUUUAUUUAUGUGUUUGACCAUGCUCUGUUCUGAUGUCCACACUAUUAUUCUACUUAGGACGGCGCAAUAUGUUUGGAAUGCAUUCUAUAUAGUAUGCUAGUGUUGAGUUCUGGUUGUAGCCUCUGUUUGUGUUUUAAAUGUAGCAGAAUAUGGUAGUACCAUUCCCAAGUGCUAGUGUACUCUUGUGUUUUUGCUUUUAGCUUUAGAUAGCAAUGAAUAAUAUUUGAUGUUUGAUAUUUGUGAUCACGGAGAAAGCUCAACCAUCCUGCCUUUGACUGAAAAGAUGCUCAGGGGAAUUUUAACCCUGGGUGCUUUUGUAUUAGGUGAUGUUGUAAGCAUAGAAAUACAAUUAUUAGAUAGUAAUAGUAACUAGAUUACUAAAUAGUAAUUAUAUUUCUAUGGUUGUAAGAUGUUCAAAAGGUUUCUAGAAAUGUGUAUUUUAAUAAAUGGCCAUGUAGCUUACUACAUAAUACAUGUUCUUCUACAAUUUGUAUAUCUAGCCCGUUUUUCUUUUAUUGAAAGUUUAUCCAAUGGUUCUUGUUUUCUCAUAACAACAGUUGAAAUGCAAUGUUAUAACUGUCAAUAUCCCAAUAUGGAACAUCUCUGAUAAUAAAAUACACAACAGGAAUAUAAUACAACGGGUGAUGUGUGUUCUUUGUCGU